AUGGCCCAGUUGUUAUCCAGUUCCAAAUCAUAUGUUGGAAAACCAUCUUUCAAGGCACCAGAAAUAAAUUCAAGUGAGGAAUUCAGCUAUAGUACUUAAGUAGACGUUUGGUCACUAGGAGUAAUUCUUUACUACAUGUGCUCUAAGAAAUACCAAUACUAAGGAAAGACAAUAGCCAAUAUUAAGUAACAAGAUUAGACAAAGCAUAUUCUACUUGAAGGUGAAUAGAAGGUAUUCGAGCCACUCCUUAAUAAAAUGCUAUAGUUCAACCCUGCUUUAAGAAUAGAUGCGCACUAGGUGCUUCUAGAACUUUGCAAACUUAACAACGAACCGCUCAUCAAGCAUUUAGAAAUAGAGGAAGAAAAGCAAAGUCUUCAUAGUCCUCCUAGAAAUGUUGUUGCCAAUACUAGGAGACUUCAACUAUGGUGCGAUUGA
Messenger RNA from Stylonychia lemnae, 435 nucleotides. Lineage: Eukaryota; Ciliophora; Spirotrichea; Sporadotrichida; Oxytrichidae. The record is from the annotation of a GenBank genome assembly.